AUGUCUUGUCUGGAAUCGUGUCUCCAAGGACCCUGCAGUGUCCCCACUGGCCCAGCUACCACCCUCCGCUCCUCUGACAUAUUCUGCCCAAGUGAGGUCUGCCUGCCCAGCACCUGCCCACACAAUGUCAGCCUCCUCCAGCCCACCUGCAGCGACUCCACUCCCCCACCCUGCUGUGUGCCUGACUCCUAUGUGGCAUCGUGUUGGCUACUCAGCAAGGGCCACCCUGUCCCAAAUGUAACUGGGAUCUCUGUCACCACGUGUGUCCAACCUUGUGAAUGUCAACCCCCCUGCUGCUAG
This is a messenger RNA of Perognathus longimembris pacificus (Pacific pocket mouse), 300 nucleotides long. Its product is annotated as keratin-associated protein 3-1-like. The record is from RefSeq and is a predicted model, not a curated record. Lineage: Eukaryota; Metazoa; Chordata; Mammalia; Rodentia; Heteromyidae. Gene Ontology annotation, cellular component: keratin filament. Gene Ontology annotation, molecular function: structural molecule activity. The transcript has a single exon. The coding region runs from base 1 to 300 and encodes 99 amino acids.